AUGCUGGUCUCUCGGAGCACCUUGUCGGAGAACCUGGCGUUAAACGUAGCAUCACUAUAAAUAAAUGAAUCGGAAUUAAUAAGGUAUGGUGACAACGCUGCACAAGUCGUUUAUACAGUUUCUGGAGCGCAUGAUGGAAAUUAGGUAUUCACAGGUGUGUUUUCUACCUGUGUUUCUGUUUAUAAAUGGAGUGUCUCUGCAGGAGACUGUUGUGGGUUUUAUUGGAGGCUCUGCUGUUUUACCUUGUUCUUCUAAAGAUCCUCCGCAUACCAUUCAAGGCAUAGGUGUGUAUUGGAGACACAGCAGCCAGAAUGUUUAUGGCAUUAUUUAUGGUAAAGUCUCUGUGGAAGGACAGGAUCCAGAGUACAGGAACAGAACUGAAAGCUUCCCCGAGGAGUAUAUGAGAGGAAACUUCUCCAUCAAACUCAACAACCUUCAACACACUGAUGCAGGAGAAUACAAGUGCUACAUCAUAGAGGAAUCAGUAGUCUGGAGAGUUAAGCUUUUAAUUAAAGAGAGACCAGAAAGGCCAAUCCCCAGUGAAGGCACAAAACCAAAACCAGAGAUGAUUGUAAUGAUCAUUUCCGUUCUGUUUAUUGGUAUUAUAUUUUCAUUGGCUGUAUUCACAGUGUCUCUGCAGGAGACUGUUGUGGGUUUUAUUGGAGGCUCUGCUGUUUUACCUUGUUCUUCUAAAGAUCCUCCGCAUACCAUUCAAGGCAUAGGUGUGUAUUGGAGACACAGCAGCCAGAAUGUUUAUGGCAUUAUUUAUGGUAAAGUCUCUGUGGAAGGACAGGAUCCAGAGUACAGGAACAGAACUGAAAGCUUCCCCGAGGAGUAUAUGAGAGGAAACUUCUCCAUCAAACUCAACAACCUUCAACACACUGAUGCAGGAGAAUACAAGUGCUACAUCAUAGAGGAAUCAGUAGUCUGGAGAGUUAAGCUUUUAAUUAAAGAGAGACCAGAAAGGCCAAUCCCCAGUGAAGGCACAAAACCAAAACCAGAGAUGAUUGUAAUGAUCAUUUCCGUUCUGUUUAUUGGUAUUAUAUUUUCAUUGGCUGUAAGUUUAUUCAGCAACAUAAUCAACAUCACCUGCUCUGCCUGUUCCUGUGUGGCCUUCCCUCGACUUGCCGAGCUGUGCCCUGUUCUGGCCUUUCUGCUGGUUUUUCCCCCUUGGGGAAACUUCUUCCCCCACCUGGCUACACCGACUCUGCUCUAA
Molecule: messenger RNA, 1216 nt
Organism: Sinocyclocheilus rhinocerous
Lineage: Eukaryota; Metazoa; Chordata; Actinopteri; Cypriniformes; Cyprinidae
Exons: 8
Coding region: 86-1216 (376 amino acids)
Biological process (GO): T cell costimulation; cell surface receptor signaling pathway; positive regulation of T cell proliferation
Cellular component (GO): external side of plasma membrane
Source: RefSeq, a predicted model, not a curated record